Messenger RNA from Panthera uncia (snow leopard), 841 nucleotides. Its product is annotated as M-phase-specific PLK1-interacting protein-like. The annotation marks the transcript as partial. Gene Ontology annotation, cellular component: nucleus; midbody; centrosome. NCBI's taxonomy places the organism in Eukaryota, Metazoa, Chordata, Mammalia, Carnivora, Felidae. The transcript has a single exon. The record is from RefSeq and is a predicted model, not a curated record.
UUUGGGUCUCAGUACCCUGGUAGCUAUUCUGGCUCCUACUCCAAGUCACCCGUGGGGUUGCAAUUCGGAUACUCCCCAGAGCAGCAGGAAACCCACCCCGAGGGUUCUUCAAGGACAUCUACACCCUUUGGAUCAGGGUGUGGUGGAGAAAAAAGAAUGUCUAAUGAGUGGGAAAGUUAUUUCAAGCCUUCAAUGCUUGAAGACCCUUGGGCUGGCCUUGAACCCAUAUCUGUAGUGGAUUUUAACCAACAAUACAACAGUAUUCAAACAUUCAGAGGCAGAAAAGGAAGAUACUUUUGUUAACAUUUCUGAAAUUCAUCUAGAAGCUUCCCAUUUCAGGAACAUCUUGGACAAAACUUUCACUUGUGUAAUUACAUUGAACUUAAGAUGGUGACUUUGAAUAUUUAGUUGGGUCUUCUUGAUAUUUUUCAUCAUAUCAAGUAUUGUUGAUAUUAGAGAAGACAUACAGUAGAAUAAUUUGCAGUAUUUAGCUCUUUAGAAGUGCCUACCACAUUUUAGAGAAUUUACAGUUUCCAAAUAUUUCACGUUCACAGUUAUAUAAUGGACAUGUGUCUUUCAAUGGUUUUCCAAUGUUUUAAAAUAAAACAUUUUGUCUUUUUAGAAAAAAAAAAAAAAGCAAAGGGACUAAGUUGCAAGUGCUUGAUAAGGUACAGUAAUGGUUUUGUUUUGAAUUGUAACAAGAUUUGACUGGCAAGAUAUCAGCCAAAGCCCAAAAGACUUUUUUUUUUCUUUUAGAGUUUAUAACAACAGUGCCAUUUAGAAAAUAAGGAAGGGCAGAAUUUUAGCCCCACAAGAAGGAUUAAAGACCUUUCUAGGUUGG